Messenger RNA from Rattus rattus (black rat), 327 nucleotides. Its product is annotated as 60S ribosomal protein L36-like. NCBI's taxonomy places the organism in Eukaryota, Metazoa, Chordata, Mammalia, Rodentia, Muridae. Gene Ontology annotation, molecular function: structural constituent of ribosome. Gene Ontology annotation, biological process: cytoplasmic translation. The transcript has a single exon. The record is from RefSeq and is a predicted model, not a curated record. Gene Ontology annotation, cellular component: cytosolic large ribosomal subunit; ribosome. Bases 1 to 327 code for a protein of 108 amino acids.
AUGGCCCUGAGCUACCCCAUGGCCCUGGGCCUCAACAAAGGCCACAAGGUAACGAAAAACCGAAAAACCGUCAGCAAGCCGAGACACAGCAGGAGCUGCGGGCGCCUCACCAAGCACACCAAGUUCGUGUGGGACAUGAUCCAGGAGGUGUGCGGCUUCAUGCCCUACGAGCCGCGUGCCAUAGAGCUGCUCAAAAUGUUCAAGGACAAGUGUACACUCAAGUUUAUCGGGAAGAGGGUGGGCACGCACAUCCGCGCCAAGAGAAAGCAGGAGGAGCUGAGCAACGUGCUGGCAGCUAUGCAGAAGGCAGCGGCCAAGAAGGAUUAA